UUUUUUUUGAUUUUUUAGUGAAAUAGAAAAAUGAAAUUUUCUGACUUUACAAGACAUUUUACUCAAAGAGUAUUUUUGGAUGCAUUUUCCUCUUUUGAAGGAACGAUUGAUUUGGUUUGGGAUGGAAAAAAGAUGAUGAGGCUGUUGAAUUUGAUUGUAACCCCCAAUUUGUUGUCACAAAAUUUAAAUGUUGGAAAGAAUUAUUCUUUAAAUAAUCCUGGAUAUUCCAACGCUGCAAACCUUGUAUUUCUUCUUUAUGCUACUCAAACAUCUAUUGAAUUGGUCAAAAAUUGGUUACGAAAAUUGGAUGAUAGGUGUCAAUGCUCUGUCCACCUAUUUUUCAUUCCAGAAAAGACUUACACUCUCACAGAACGUUUAAAAGACGAUAAAUCAGUUUGGGACAAAAUUUGUACAAUUAAAAGUCUUCCAGUCAAUUGGUUCCCUUCAGAACAAUCUUCAUUAAUUUCAAUGGAUUUACCCCAAUUACCUCCACAAUUAUUUAUUAAUGGAGAUUGGAAUUUUCUUUUUCAAUGUGCAAAAGCUUUAAAACAAUUGGUUGAUCAAUUUAAUCGUUUGCCUAAUUUUUAUUCGAAAGGAAAAUGGUCGUUGAGAAUUUUGGAAAUUAUGAAGAAACAAAUUGAAAGUACACCAAAGAAAGCCUUGGAUUCCACCAAAAACGAAUUUCGAAAUAUUUCUGAUGUUGUUCUAAUUGAUAGAUGGAUUGAUCCGCUUACGCCUAUGUUAAGACAAUCUACAUUUGGUGGGGUCUGUGAUGAGCUGUUUGGAAUUGAUUCUAGAGGAAUAAUAAAAAUCCCUGCAGAAGAAUCUUCUGAUGAUAAACCUGAAAAAUCAAAGAAAGACGAAUUUGAAGAAAUUCAAUUAAACGACCAAGUUUACGAACAAUUACAAGAUUUGUCUGUUGGGGGAGUUGCUUUAAAAUUGAGAGAAAUUGUUGAUGAACUGAAAGGGGAAGAAUUGCAAAGAAAAUCUCUCGAUUCUGUUGCUCAAUACAAAAAUUUCAUAGCAAAAUUGCCCAAUGUUGUUGUUAAGCGUAAAUCAACGGGAAUAUUUAUGCGCCUUGCAGGAGUUGUUCAACAGCGAGAAUCUGAUGAUUUUUAUAGAGGAUUAUUGCGGUGUGAACAAGAAAUUAUGCGCAAUCCACAACAUGAUAAGACUCAUCCAUUUAUUGAAAAUUCACUUAUUGAAAUGAGAGAAAUCAAUUCAAUUUUGCGUCUUAUAAUUUUACAGUCAUUAAUUUCAAAUGGGUUGAAAUCUUCUGUUCUUCAGACUUAUACAAAGCUGAUUGUUCAAAGAAAAAAAGAAGUCAAGACUGACAACAACCGAUUUUUUAAAAAUAUUUCCCCUUUUAUUUUUCAGAGUUAUGGAAUAUCAGAAUUAAAAUUGUUAUUAAAAUUACAACUUGCUGGUUUAGUAAAAGAUGAAAAUUUUUGUGAAAAGAGAUGGGACGUUUCUUACACUCCUGGCAAUUUUAAUCAAUUAAUUAGAAAAUACAAAUUUGCGUUGGCUGAUUUGGAUGAUUUGAGAAAAACAGAAGUCAAAAUAGGCAAGCCAUCCCUCUUAAUUAGAAUAAUAGAAGAAGGAUUACAAAAAGAAUGGAUAGAUUUUAACAAAACUUUAAUGGAAACAACAACAGAAAACAACCAAAAUUUCCAACAAAAAGAAAAUUCUUUUUCUGAAGAAAAUAAACAAACAUUAAUUUUUGUUAUUGGAGGGAUAACUAGAACAGAAAUGUCUAUUUUAAAUUCUUUACCUUUUAAAAUAUUUUGUUGCACUACAGAUUUUAUGAAUUCUAAUGAUUUGAUUAAUUCAUUUAGAUUUUAA
Meloidogyne enterolobii is the source of this 1842-nucleotide messenger RNA. Lineage: Eukaryota; Metazoa; Nematoda; Chromadorea; Rhabditida; Meloidogynidae. The record is from the annotation of a GenBank genome assembly.